This is a messenger RNA of Sungouiella intermedia, 2979 nucleotides long. The record is from the annotation of a GenBank genome assembly. NCBI's taxonomy places the organism in Eukaryota, Fungi, Ascomycota, Pichiomycetes, Serinales, Metschnikowiaceae.
AUGAAAAUAUUUCUUAAAGAGAAGCCACGAACAUUUAUUGUUGUGGAUACUUCGUACUCAUUGAUUAUUCGUCAUCCUAAUCCAACUUACAAGCAUCAUGAACAUGUGCACAGACAUGACGCUCAUCAUUAUCAUUCUUCGAAAGAACUGAGGAACGGUCAACUUAACAAUAAUAAGGUAAUUGUGGAAUUUAUAAGGACAGAACUCAUUAGUAUAACUGGAUUCACAGAUAUUACACCCAAUAAAGUGAGAAAUAACAAACUGUUAAUUGGGUUUAUUGGAUUCUUGAAUGUGAAGGGCAACAUUCACCUUGGUUUCAUUACCCGCUCCACGAAAGUGGCCUCUCCUAGACUAGGCGAAACCGUUCACAUGAUCAAUGAUGUUGACUUUUAUUGCCUUAAUAAUGAUCAAUUUGACUCAUGGAUGAAUAGAAAUGAGGAGGAUUUAGCACUAACUAAUGAAGAAUUGGAACUUUCGUCAAUCGGAUAUCCUGCUGGAUCUGUCAAGAAGCUACUAUCACUGGGAAAUUUUUACUUUUCCAAAGAAUUUGAUGUCACAACCACCCUACAAGAGCGGGGGUUUGCUGCAAACAGAUCAAAUGUAGCAACUGACCGCUCAUAUUCCGAGCGAUUUUGUUGGAAUGCUUAUAUGGUCUCGGACUUUCUUGACCUUCGAGAAAGGUUAUCUAUUUAUGAAAGAGAGCAAUUUGACAGAGCCGGAUUUUUGACCGUGAUUACUCGUGGAUACACAAAGUCUGUUAAUGUCACGUUGACCGACGAUCUGGAUGCCCUCUUGACAUUGGUAUCGAAGCAGUCUUGCUGCAAAAACGGACCUUUAUUCGGAGAAUGGGGAUGUGACGAUAGAGGUAAUGUUUCAAACUAUUUGGAGAGUGAAGUUAUCAUUUAUACGGAGCUGUUCUGCUUCUCUUACAUUAUUGUUCGUGGAAACAUUCCGAGUUUUUGGGAACUUCAGAACAGAUUUUCAAAGAAGAAUAUUAUCUACUCGAAGAAGAGCAAAAAGAUAGUUUUCACUAGAUCGUUCGAAGCGUCACAGCAUGCGUUCAAUCUUCACUUUGAUACAUUGGGACAGCAUUUUGGGGAUAUCCACAUAGUGAAUUGUUUGCUGCAAGACGAGCAUUCAUACAAAGGACAACUUAAUCAGAACUUUAAGGAGCACUUGCAAUCGUUAAUUCGAUCGCGAGAAGCAGGUUUGGAUCAAGCUGAAGAGUUGGAGCAGGGCCAAGAUGCAUAUGCAAGGGAUGCCCCUGCAAGCAUUCCUCUUAACAAUUAUCGCCUAACAAUUACCGACCUUCCAAUAUCCACGGCUUACAUGAAGAGAAUUGGCUACAAUGGAUCCAACCCACUGGAUGUCGUUCUGCCCCUUACAAACGCCAUGUUGGAUUUUGGUGCUAUGUUUUUCGAUCUUAAGAGACUAUCUUACAUAGGUCGACAGCUUGGCGUAUUCCGUGUGAACUCCUUUGACUGUUUGACAAAGGCAAACUUUAUUUCCAAGAUCAUUAGCCAAGAGGUGAUUGAUUUGGCGCUUAGAGACAUGGGAAUCGAAAGGACUCACGACCUUCAUGUGCGACACUCCCAACUUUGGGCCGAGAAUGAUGAUAUGUUGAAAAAGUUGGCUGUGAACUUUCUGUCAAAUACAUCAAAGAUCCAAUCUUCCAGCAGUUCAAAUUCGAAGAAUUCUCUCAAACAACAAAUGACUCGAAAAUAUCUCAAUGUUGUCGGUGAAGUUAAACCGAGUGAAAUUGCAAUGCUCAAAUUGUUGGGAAGACUUCAAGACCAAGAUGGAGUUAGACUUUACAAUCCAUUUCACCAGUAUGUGGGACGAGAGCUAAAGAAAAGAGCCAGUGAGUAUUCCUAUCGAAAGGAUAUUCGCAUAUUUGCAUCGACUUUCAACGUUAAUGGUACAGUGAGUUCAGAUCCGACAUUGAAAGAGUGGUUAUUUUCUUCCGAAGAUAAAGUGAAUCAGGAUUAUGAUUUAGUAUGUGUGGGGUUUGAAGAAAUUGUGGAACUAACUCCGGGAAAGAUGAUAAACGUUAAAUCCGAUAAUCUAGUGAAAUGGGAGCAGCAAAUCAAAUCAUUGCUAGAUAAACAUGGAAUAGGCAAAGACAGGUACUUACCUCUCUGGAGUUGGCAGAUGGGUGGUUUGGCAAUUAUGCUUUUUAUUAAAGAGACACAAAUUGGAAACAUUACUAACCUCGAGGGCUCAGUAAAGAAAACAGGGCUCGGAGGAAUGAGCGCAAACAAGGGAGGAAUCGCGAUAAGUUUUAAUUAUUCAAACACUCUGAUAUGUUUUGUUUGUUCACAUUUGGCAGCUGGGCUAAACAAUGUGGAUGAAAGACAUCAAAACUACAAGGCAAUUGCAAAAGGGAUCAGGUUUUCCAAGCACAAGAAAAUUAGGGACCAUGAUGCCGUUAUUUGGAUGGGGGAUUUCAAUUACCGAAUAGCCUUGCAAAUUGAACAGGUGAAAGCAUUAAUUGAAAGAAAAAAUUAUCAAAAGUUGUUUGAAUAUGACCAGCUAAACAAGCAAAUGGCGGAUGGGGAAACGUUUCCUUUCUAUGGUGAAAUGGAAAUCACCUUUGCACCAACCUACAAAUUUGACAACAACAGCAACGUCUAUGACACAUCCGAAAAACAAAGAAUCCCUGCAUGGACUGAUCGAGUGCUUAGCAUGUCUAAAGGGAAGAUAUUGAGACAAGAACUCUACAAUAGCGCAGAUAAAGUUCUAUUUUCUGACCACCGCCCCGUGUAUGCUAUUUUUAACGCAUCAGUAAUAAUGGUUAAUGAGGUGGCAAAGAAAGCCAUAUCAUCUGAUAUUUAUGACAACUACAGACGAGUUGUUGGAGAUAUCAAUGUACUCAUAACUGCAAACAACGUGGACCGCUUUGUUGAUGAUAUUAGCGACAACUUCAUGCCACCUCCGAGUUCCGAUUCAUCGAAGUGGUGGCUCGAUGGGGCAUACUAG